AUGUUUAGGAAUCCUGACAUCCCCCACAACGCCAUCAACGCCGGUACCUACUACGACAGCCCUUUCUUUAUUGGGCGCUCAAACUACAAGGGGAGCGUACAAGUCGGCAUGGUCAGCAAGAAACAGGGCGGUCUUGUUAUCGCCUAUGACGGCAAGCCCGUCCUAUUCCACGACUUUGAGGUUUUGUGUGGCCCUGUUUCAAGUGUAAAGUGGGUAUCGGUCGAUGGCCGGCUCGAGCUGGCCAAAAUGAAGCACGGCAAGCCGUUUGCAUGCGGAAAUGAGAAGGACGGGACCCCGCUGUUUGCGGGACGCACCACACACAAGGACAACGAGUAUGGCGGCAAAGUGUCGGAGAAGAUGAAGGGCAUGCUGUUCCCGCACAACGGCAAGGAGAAGCGAACAAAAGAGUACCUGGCUGCGCGUGCCAAAGACUCCGAGGUGCAUUCUCCUACGGAGCCGGCUCGCCCAUUGUCACAGACCAGCUCGCACUCGCCGUCGAACAAUGCAGCAAAUAGCAGCGAGUUUAUGCCAGGCGAUCCGGGUGGGUUUGUUGUGCCCAUGAGCGUGGCUUUGAAUGCCCAGAUGGGCGGACCGCAGUCUGUCGCCAUGUCGUUUGCGUCCUUGCCGCCAAUGGGCUACCCACCACAGCAGCCAUACCCACCACAGCAACCCUACUCUCCACAACAACAGCAUUACCCGCAUCAACAACAGUGGAGCAACCAGGGCUCGUUUGGACUACCCAUGGCCCCUGGCCCCGGUGGCUUUAUGGUGCCUGGCAGUGCUCCACAGUUGAACUACGCGCAAAGCAUAGUCUCCAGGCAUUCUAGCAUCUAUAGCCACAUGUCGCAAACACCAACUUCACCCAGCUACCCACCAGUGCAGCAACAGACACUGGAUGAUCCGCCGCCAUACUCGCCGUCUAUCGCCACAUCCCGGCCUACCCGGCACAACAGCGUGUCAUCGCAGUACUCGUACCAGCCACUGCAGAACAUGAGCAUAACCGACACUACGUAUAACCCAUUCACACAGAGCUCGAGCACGCUGUAUGGAGGCAAUUCACAGCAGCAGCAGCAGCAACAGAAUGCACCCAAUUGGGACAAUGUGCAGUGGGCACCGUAUAACCAAGGGUAGGCAUCCAACAUGCAUAUACUAACCGGCCAAUCCAUCUGCAUGUGCUGCAUACCCGCCGGCCCACUCUAUUUUUUUGUUUUAUACGUGUAUGUGCGGCGGCGCGGAGUGAAAGGCAGUAGGUGGGGAGGGGGUUGGUCAACGCCCGCCAUGCAUUCGCCCACCAUCUUUUUACUUGUUAAUGCCAUCGCCUUGCAUAUACGCUCAUGUCACACCGUAUAAUUUUCACGUAUCUUUUACUAAUACAACCACGCUUCUAGGUUUAUUCCCGAAGAGGCGCUUGUCGCUGGCACAAACAAUGGCGAACUUGUGUAUGUUGGGCGUGGAGUCAGCCGCGGAAAG
Messenger RNA from Linderina pennispora, 1470 nucleotides. RefSeq lists its product as uncharacterized. The transcript is spliced from 2 exons. NCBI's taxonomy places the organism in Eukaryota, Fungi, Kickxellomycota, Kickxellomycetes, Kickxellales, Kickxellaceae. The record is from RefSeq and is a predicted model, not a curated record. Bases 1 to 1131 code for a protein of 376 amino acids.